UGCAUGUCACUAUCUCGCUCAGUUUUGCACGAAAAUUUGAAUUCAAAAAUUUUAAAAUCUUAAAAAAUUGAUUUUCUUAAUUGUAGCACAAUGAAUGAGAGCAGGAAAGAUAAGAGCUUAUAUACGCUGACGAAGAAGUUUGUGGAAAUGCUUAAAACGGAAGAAACGGUGGAUUUAAAUAUUGUAACAAAUGAACUACAGUGUGCGAAAAAGCGUCGAAUCUAUGAUGUCUCUAAUGUUUUGGAAGGUAUUGGGCUAAUUAAGAAGACACAGAAAAACUUGUAUCAAUAUACUGGAAAAACCAACAAGAAUGAUUCGAUAUUGGACCAUGAAAAGCUAUCAAAUCUAAAGAAUGAAAAGGAAUCACUUGAAUCACUCGAGAAAGAACUAGAUAAGAAUAUCUAUAAUAUGGAAAUGAAUAAUGCAUCUCUAAGGACACAAGAUUCUUACUUAUACUUAACGAGGCAGGAUUUUAUUAAUGCAUUUAGUAAAAACCGUUCAAUAUUACUCUUAAAAGAUUACAAAAAUAUUCGAGUGAUUGUUGAAGAUCCAGAAGCAACAAAUUGUUCGUCAAUUCACGUCCUUGGAUUUAUUGUUAAGCCAGUAACAUGCAAACUAGUCAACAAUGAAAACUCCGAUAAGCCACUACCGACAAUCGAGAAUCUAGACAUUGAUUCAAUAUCAAAUAAUAAUAAUGACAUUGAUUUUGUCGAUCCAAAAAUGUUUGAUAGUCAUAAGGAACUGAAAAAGUCAGAUGAUGUGAUUCUAUUUAAAAGAAGCAUUAGACCUAAAUCUUUUCUGGAAACUGAUUCACUUGAAUAUGAGAAAUUAUCGGAAAAUAUCCUUUCGCAUGAUCAAUACGAGGAUAAAAGUAAAUUCUAUUAUAAUCGCCAUCAAUACAUGAUCUUUUUGACUGUGACAUAAUACUGGAUGAAAGUGAGCAUCAGCAGCAAGUGGAUAUUACAGAAGAAAUGCUCGAAGAAGAAUAUAUAAUAGAGGAACUAGAUGAAGAGUCAUACGAAAUGUUGCAAUAAAGAAAAUUUUAUAUAAAUUUAAAUAUCCUUUUUAUUUUAACUUAAAUUGAAUCCAUAAAAUUUAAUGGAACUUCUUUUUCUUUCCAUUUUUAUUGGGUCCAUUCCCGACAUUAAUUCUCUUUCUAGCUCCAUUAAAUUGUUCUGUGUCAUCGUCAUCAAAGUUCUUAAAUCUUGUUUUCGAACCUCUUUUAUCUUCAAUGUCUUUCAGUUCCAAUUUUGCUGUUCUUUGUGCCUCUCCAACUCGUUCUUGUAAAGCCAUAACUUCAUCUUCUUCAGCUUCGUACUUUGCUAAUUGCUUUCCUAAAAGAUGCUCUAUCCUUUGAUAUAAUUCAACAUCAUAUUGUGUAACCAUUGUUAUAGCUUUUCCUGAUCGACCUGCUCUGGCUGUUCUUCCAACUCUGGAUGUAAUGAAAAUUUGGAAUUAGAUUAAAUCUCGAGUUUAAAUUAAUCCAGUAAGAUUAAAACUUAAUCUAGAUGGAUUUAAAAUUACUUGCCAGAUUAAAAAUCUGGUUCUUUAAUUUUCAUGAUUGCUUACCUGUGAAUGUAAUCCUUGCUGUGUGUUGGAAUAUCAUAGUUGAGAACAACGUCUACGUGUGGAAUAUCAAGACCUCUGUAAAUAGAAUAUUAAUAAACAUAGUACAAUCAGAACUAAUUUAUAGUUAAUUUAACUUACCUAGAUGCAACAUCUGUACAAAUUAAUAUUGAUCGUGCCUUUGCCUUAAACUUAUUUAACGCUGCUAAUCUCUUAUUUUGUGACAUUUGACCAUGCAAUGGAACUGCUUGCAAUCCAAGAGCUCUAAGCAUUAAAGCUACACGAACGGUUGCAUGACAUGUUGAACAGAAUAUGAUGAAGCUAUUUCCAGCUAGAUCAUUAAUAAUGUGCACAAGAUACAGAUCUUUAUAUCUUGAUGGUAAAAAUAUAUAUGAUUGUUGGAGUUUAUCGACAGUUUGAUAUUUGCUUGAUACUUCUACUUUUACUGGAUCUUUAAGUGAUGCUCUUUCGAGUUUUUUCACCUUUUUAGUCAUUGUGGCACUGAAUAAGAAUGUCCGUCGCUCGCGUGGAAUGACUUUAAGGAUCUUAUCUAAUUCAACUUCAAAAUCCAUGUUUAAAAUUCUAUCAGCUUCAUCCAUGACUAAAUAUUUGAUUGAUUUUAAAUUGAAUCCCUUUGUAUGAGUAAGAUGAUCCACAAGACGUCCUGGUGUUGCUACAAUUAUAUGUGGCUUUUUGGCUAAUUGAAGAGCUUGUGAGACCAUAUCCAUACCUCCAACAAUUACAGCACAUUUGAUUCCAACAGAACUGCCAAGAGCUUCAAACUGUUCACCAAUUUGAAAUGCCAAUUCUCUUGUUGGUGUCAUUAUUAGCGCAUAAAAUCUUUGUGGAUUAUCAAGUAAUGUUUGAAUAAUAGGCAAUGCGAAUGCUCCUGUUUUUCCACUUCCAGUUUCGGCUAAAGCAAUUAUGUCUCUGCCUUGUAAAGCUACUGGAAUUGCUUCUUUCUGGAUCUUUGUUGGUGCUUUCCAUUUUAGAUCUUCACAUGCUUCACACAAUACAUCAAUUAAGCCCUAAUAAUAUAGAUUAAUUACGAUUAGUCAAGGAAUCGCCAAAAAUUUAUUCAAAACAAUAAAAACACGUGCAUGAAAAAUGUCAACUUACCAAAUCACUCCAUUUAACGUCUGUUUCUUCUAUAUCAUUUAAUUCUCCACUUAGUUCCUUUGUUUCCUCCUUUUCUACAUCACUUCCAUCGAUCGAAACUGCUUCCUCUUGCUCUAAAUCGCUCAAAUUCUCUGAAUCCGAAUCUGACAUUUUUCUAGAUUUUUGUUUCUUCAAAUAAAUCGGUUUUUU
Messenger RNA from Chironomus riparius, 2874 nucleotides. NCBI's taxonomy places the organism in Eukaryota, Metazoa, Arthropoda, Insecta, Diptera, Chironomidae. The record is from the annotation of a GenBank genome assembly.